GAUGUAAUGGUAUCAACAGGCCCUGUAUCAUGAUCCUUGAUUCUCUGGAGAUUCGUCGCGGAGCCAUAGUGACCAGGAUUAACAACUACCUCACCGAGGAGUGGGGGGUAAAGAAGAAAGAUUGCUCUCCCGUCAAGUUCAAACUAAAGGCUGUCCACCCAAAAUUACUGCCCCAGAACAACUCUUGUGACUGUGGAGUGUUUGUACUGCAGUAUGUGGAGAGUCUCUUCCAGUGUCUCAAGGCAGGCCACUUGCCACCAGCCAUGCCGGAUGACUGGGCCAGCUACCACCAGACUCAGAACAAGAGACAUCAGCUAAAGUCUCUCAUCACAAGACUGGGGGCGGAGAAAAACCACGCCCAGACCACGCCCCCUACCAGUCAAAACCACACCCACUCUUCCCCUCCUUCUCCUGAGCUUAUUGACAUUCCUCUAGACCCUCUUAUGUGAUGUAAUGUACUCACAUGAUCUGAUCUUUGGUCACAUUAUAUGUCACAUGAUUAGUCACAUGAUCCCAUAUCACUUCCCUGUACCGUCAUCCAUCCUACAGCUGCCUUAAUUAUAAUUCAUCCGUGAUAAGAUUUUUAAGUAUAAUAUUAUUAUAAUACUCUGAAAGGAAGUGACAUCAUCUAACGAGGUUUCGAUCAGAAAUGUGUCUUAGCCAGGCCACACCCAUAGUAUGG
Messenger RNA from Geodia barretti, 682 nucleotides. The record is from the annotation of a GenBank genome assembly. Lineage: Eukaryota; Metazoa; Porifera; Demospongiae; Tetractinellida; Geodiidae.